AUGCUCAUCAGCGAUAUCAGAAGACAUUUUGAGAUAGAAAUAUUGGACCCUAAGACUGCGUUUCUCAAAAUGGAGCUGCAUGUUGGAUGUGGAAAAAAUGCAAGCGACACUGCAACUGUCUGCCUUUUUUACAAGGACCCUAGUGCGUGCAGUGACGACAAAGUUGAAACAACGACACAUCCAGCCACUCAGUCUGAUGGCGGUGUAGAAAACAUCACUACAUCCCCAUUAGCUCAAAGUGCUACACAAUCCCCAUUGACUAUAUCACACACGACAACCAGCACCAGUACAGCACUUAAAACUAUUCACACAUCCAUUGUCAGUGCACCAUUAAAAGAUAAUGACACAUCCACAAUCACUGCACCACAAAAAGCUAUUCACACAUCAAUUGUCAGUGCACCAUUCAACGAUAUUGACACAUCCACAAUCACUGCACCACAAAAAGCUAUUCACACAUCCAUUGUCAGUGCACCAUUCAAAGAUAUUGACACAUCCACAAUCCGUGCACCACAAAAGGCUAUUCACACAUCCACAAUCACUGCACCACUUACAACUAUUCACACAUCCAUUGUCAGUGCACCAUUCAACGAUAUUGACACAUCUACAAUCACUGCACCACAAAAAGCUAUUCACACAUCCAUUGUCAGUGCACCAUUCAACGAUAUUGACACAUCCACAAUCACUGCACCACAAAAAGCUAUUCACACAUCCAUUGUCAGUGCAACAUUCAACGAUAUUGACACAUCCACAAUCUUUGCUCCACAAAAAGCUAUUCACACAUCCAUGGUCAGUGCACCACUCAAAGAUAUUGACACAUCCACAAUCACUGCUCCACAAAAAGCUAUUCACACAUCCAUUGUCAGUGCACCACUCAACGAUAUUGACACAUCCACAAUCACUGCACCACAAAAAGCUAUUCACACAUCCAUUGUCAUUGCACCACUCAACGAUAUUGACACAUCCACAAUCACUGCACCACAAAAAGCUAUUCACACAUCUAUUGUCAGUGCACCACUAACAGCUAUUGACACAAACACAAUGAGUUCACCAAAAUCAACUAUUGACACAUCCAUUGUCAGUGCACCAUUAAAAGAUAUUGACAUAUCCACAAUCAGAACACCAAAAUCAACUAUUGACACAUCUUCAAUCAGUGCACCACUAACAGCUAUUCACACUCCCAUUGUCAUUACACCACUACCAGAUAUUGAAACAUCCACAAUCACUGCAUCACUAACUAGUAAAACUACCAUUGCCGCUACCACCCCCAGUACACCACAGACAACCUUAGAUACAUCUACGACCACCGCAACAAAUGAACCCACCAGACAUAUUUCACCGACGCCAUCCACGACUACACCCGACACCACACCCCAUAAUGAAACACACAGGUUUACUACAACACCAUCAUCCCCAAGGGAACCGACUUCAGCAUGCGGCUACAACUGUACUAGUACUGACGAAUGGGUGGCAUCUGCUUCCAAUAUGGCACAGAAACUGAGUGACAAAAAACUCAGCGCAAGAGAACGAGGACACAUGAUCAACUCUUUUUUAAGCCUUCUUGCCACAAACAUAUCUAAAAUAAGAUCUGUCGUUGAUGUGAGAGCUAUUCUCACCAUUUUCUCGCUAAUAGACAGAGUCUUAGCAGAACUUGACGUGGAGGUCUGUGAUAAAAUUAUUAUGAAUACAGCAAUUAUAUCCAACCAUCUUGUUUCGAUUGAUGACAAAGUCUGGUCAGAACUAAACAGAGACGGUCCCGGAAUGUCAUUCCUGUUAAAUAUUGUGGAGAACAUAGUCAGAUCAAGUCUAAAGUGGUUGAAUGGGACGAAUUCAGUUAAUAAACAAAGCCACAUCACUAUUGGACGCUUCAGUAGCUUGGGUGACUUCAUUUCACAAGGAAAUUUCCAACAAAAUGAUGCGGGGUUUAAUGCAGUUAUCUUGUCGGAAGAUAAAACUGAGAAAACCCAAACUGGAGUUGUUUAUUACAGAAACAUUGGUAGCAAAUUAAGAAUUAAUGAACUACAAAAUAAAUACAGUAAUCUGAAAACCUCUGCUGAGUUAUACAUCAACUCUGAUGUUGUGUCUCUUACAAGUACCAUAACCAGGCCUGUGCUUGUAGAAAUCACAUUCUCCCUCACACAUCAAACCUCAGAACAUCUAGAAUGUGUGUUUUUGGACAGUUAUAGUACUCCAAAUGUGUGGUCAAAUCAAGGCUGCUCACUUGAACAUAGAAACUCAACACAUGUCACUUGCAAGUGUGACCAUUUGACUAUUUUUGCGAUUCUUACAAGUUUAUACCAGAUAGUGAGCUAUUUAUUCACCUAA
Messenger RNA from Physella acuta, 2322 nucleotides. Its product is annotated as mucin-5AC. Gene Ontology annotation, cellular component: plasma membrane. NCBI's taxonomy places the organism in Eukaryota, Metazoa, Mollusca, Gastropoda, Physidae. The record is from RefSeq and is a predicted model, not a curated record.